AUGAACGAUCUUUCGCUCCAAAACAAGUACAGUAAACUUGUUGGGAAACAUGUCCUCGUGAUCGGAGGCACCUCGGGGGUUGGAUUCGCUGUCGCCAGGGCCUCACUGGCUGCGUCAGCUAUAGUUUCCAUCUCCUCUUCCUCCGCCGAGCAUGUUGAGCUGAGAAAGCAAGACCUAUUAGGCGAGUUCCCAAAUGCCCAGGUCCAGGGCCACGGGUGUGAUCUGUCGAAAGAUUCCGUGGAACAGGAGAUUGAGGUGUUGUUUAGAAAGGUCGGCCAGGUCGAUCAUGUCGUCUUCACGGCUGCGAAUCGCUUAGCUAGUACACCGGUCCAAAUAAUCACAAGUGAGAAGAUCGUCGCUGCUGGACAACUACGUUUCAUUGCGCCAAUCCUCGUGGCAAAGAUCGGCAGCCGACAUAUCUCACCUGGCCCCGAAUCAUCGAUGACUAUGACCACCGGAAGUUACGCAGGUGCCAUUUGCAGUGUGACCCGCAACUUGGCUCUUGAUCUGAAACCAGUACGGGUCAAUGCUGUCAGUCCUGGGCUUGUGGAUACAGAGAUGUGGGAUACAGCUAUGACCGCGGAACAGAAAGAGAGCUUAUACGGAUCGCAAGCUGCUAGAUACCCCACCGGGAGGGUGGCGAAGCCUGAAGAUGUUGCUGAGGCCUAUAUUUAUUUAAUGAAGGAUACCAACACGACUGGGCAAAUUGUCUGUUCCGAUUCAGGUGGUUCGCUCAUCUAG
Penicillium riverlandense is the source of this 741-nucleotide messenger RNA. Its product is annotated as oxidoreductase. The record is from RefSeq and is a predicted model, not a curated record. The coding region runs from base 1 to 741 and encodes 246 amino acids. Lineage: Eukaryota; Fungi; Ascomycota; Eurotiomycetes; Eurotiales; Aspergillaceae. Gene Ontology annotation, molecular function: oxidoreductase activity. The transcript has 2 exons.